AUGUUAUUCUGCAGACCAGAAGCCGAUGAGACGAAGUCGCUGGCGAGACUUCGUUAUGAACUUUUCUCGGUAAAAUUCGACGGAGUCGAUCGCAAGGAUUACACAGCCCUUGUCAAACGUCGGUUUGCCGCCGCUCAAUGGAAUCAGCUUUCGCAGGACCAAGCUGAAUGCCUGCUAUGGAUCAUCGGACUCCAUGCCUCAGAACACCUGGAUUUGCGAAUUCGGGCACUUCGCGAACUCGAACUGAAUCCGGAAUUGAAACUAACUUCCUCAAAUUAG
This is a messenger RNA of Caenorhabditis bovis, 279 nucleotides long. The record is from the annotation of a GenBank genome assembly. Lineage: Eukaryota; Metazoa; Nematoda; Chromadorea; Rhabditida; Rhabditidae.